AUGGCUGGAGCACUCGAAAACGCAGAGCAAUUCGUUCCCAAGAUUAGAGAUCACGAACGCGAAUCCGACUUUGGUACCAUCUUUUCAGUCUCGGGUCCUGUCGUCGUUGCCGAUAACAUGCGUGGUUCGGCCAUGUAUGAAUUGGUCCGUGUAGGCCACGAUGAACUUAUUGGUGAAGUCAUUCGUAUUGAUGGCGACAAGAGUACCAUCCAAGUCUACGAGGAAACUGGUGGUUUGACCGUGGGUGAUCCUGUAUUGCGGUCUGGCAAGCCCUUGUCCGUGGAACUUGGUCCAGGUCUCAUGUCCAACAUUUAUGAUGGUAUUCAGCGUCCGCUCAAGGCCAUUCAAGAUGUCUCAGACAGUAUCUAUAUUCCCCGUGGUAUCGCCACCCCUGCCUUGGAUAAGCAACGUGCCUGGGACUUUGAGCCUAUCAACUUUAAGGUGGGCGAUCACAUCACUGGUGGUGAUAUCUAUGGUACGGUGGUAGAGAACUCUCUCUUGUCCGAUCACGCUAUUAUGCUUCCUCCCAGUGCACGUGGUACCAUUUCUUACCUUGCCCCCAAGGGCCAAUAUACCGUUGAUGAUGUUGUCCUUGAAGCUGAAUUCGAGGGUGAAACUACAAAGUACACCAUGAAGCAACUUUGGGCUGUGCGUUCUCCUCGUCCUGUUGCCGAGAAGCUUUCUGCCAACUACCCCUUGCUCACUGGCCAACGUGUGUUGGAUUCUCUUUUCCCAUGUGUCCAAGGUGGUACCACUGCCAUUCCUGGUGCUUUCGGUUGUGGCAAGACCGUCAUUUCCCAAUCGCUUUCCAAAUACUCCAACUCGGAUAUCAUUAUCUAUGUCGGAUGUGGUGAACGUGGCAAUGAAAUGGCUGAAGUAUUGAUGGAUUUCCCUGAAUUGUCGAUUGAUGUCAAGGGUCGCCAAGAAUCUAUCAUGAAGCGUACUACUCUUGUUGCAAACACCUCCAACAUGCCUGUGGCUGCUCGUGAAGCCUCCAUUUACACUGGUAUCACCCUUUCCGAAUACUUCCGUGAUCAAGGCAAGAACGUGGCCAUGAUGGCUGAUUCUACCUCUCGUUGGGCCGAAGCUUUGCGUGAAAUUUCCGGUCGUUUGGCUGAAAUGCCUGCUGAUUCCGGUUAUCCCGCUUACUUGGGUGCUCGUCUUGCCUCUUUCUAUGAGCGUGCCGGUAAGAGCACUUGUCUUGGUAACCCUGCUCGUGAAGGUAGUGUCACUGUGGUCGGCGCCGUGUCUCCUCCUGGUGGUGAUUUCUCUGAUCCCGUUACUGCAUCCACUCUCGGUAUCGUCCAAGUGUUUUGGGGUCUUGACAAGAAGCUUGCUCAACGCAAACAUUUCCCUUCGGUCAACUGGAACCUCAGUUACUCAAAGUACAUGAAGGUGCUUGAGCCUUUCUAUGAACGUGCCGAUCCCGAAUACAUUUCGUUGCGCGAUCAAUGCAAGGAAAUUUUGCAAAUGGAAGAAAACUUGUCUGAAAUUGUCCAAUUGGUCGGCAAGUCUGGUUUGAAUGAAACGGACAAGGUUACCUUGGAUGUUGCCACUCUUAUCAAGGAUGACUUUUUGCAACAAAACGGUUACAGCAACUACGAUCGUUACUGCCCCUUCUACAAGACCACUUGGAUGCUUCGUAACAUGAUCGGCUUCUACAAGCAUGCCACCCACGUGGUUGAAGCUAGCAACAACCAAAUCACCUGGGCCAAGAUUCGUGAUUCCAUGAGUGAUGUCAUGUACAAGCUCUCUUCCAUGAAGUUCGAGGACCCUGCUGAUGGCGAGGCUGCUCUCGUUGAAAAGUAUACUGCUCUCAACAAGGAGAUCGAAGCUCGAUUCCGUGACAUGGAGCUUUAA
Messenger RNA from Lichtheimia ornata, 1860 nucleotides. Its product is annotated as V-type proton ATPase catalytic subunit A. Bases 1 to 1860 code for a protein of 619 amino acids. Gene Ontology annotation, biological process: ATP metabolic process; proton transmembrane transport. NCBI's taxonomy places the organism in Eukaryota, Fungi, Mucoromycota, Mucoromycetes, Mucorales, Lichtheimiaceae. Gene Ontology annotation, molecular function: ATP binding; proton-transporting ATPase activity, rotational mechanism; ATP hydrolysis activity. The transcript has 15 exons. The record is from RefSeq and is a predicted model, not a curated record. Gene Ontology annotation, cellular component: proton-transporting V-type ATPase, V1 domain; fungal-type vacuole membrane.